Saprolegnia parasitica CBS 223.65 is the source of this 1166-nucleotide messenger RNA. RefSeq lists its product as hypothetical. NCBI's taxonomy places the organism in Eukaryota, Oomycota, Saprolegniomycetes, Saprolegniales, Saprolegniaceae. The record is from RefSeq and is a predicted model, not a curated record. Gene Ontology annotation, biological process: DNA catabolic process. Gene Ontology annotation, molecular function: nucleic acid binding; endonuclease activity. The transcript has a single exon. The coding region runs from base 53 to 1090 and encodes 345 amino acids.
UCGACGGCCAGCAUUUGUUGCUGGCUCACUUUGCUUUUUCUCACCCACCACGAUGAAGACGACGACGUUCACGACCCUCGCCGUGCUCGCGGCGACAACCCAUGGCUACUGGGACCAGACGCACAUGAUCACGACGCAGAUCGCGACGCAGCUCAUGCCCGCCGAGGACCUUCGCUAUGUGAACGCGCUCCUCUCGACGUGGAACGCCGACUUCCCCAACACGGGCGACGCGACGACGGCGACGAUCUGGGCCGAUCUCGUCAAGUGCGACUCGGUCGUCUCGACGUACUGCCCGUCGCCGGCGCACCCGUCGGCGCACAACCAGGACGACUGGCACUACACUGACCUCCCGCUCAACGUCGAUGGCACCGACUACAUGGGCUUGACGUCCAAGGACGUGACGAAGCUCAUUGCGCUCUCGCCGGAUGGAAGCGCGCUCACGGUCCUUCCCAAGGCCCUCAACGCGUUCAAGACGACGCAGUCGACGUGGGCCGCCAACUUUGCGCUCCGCUACAUCCUCCACAUCUUCACCGACCUGCACCAGCCGUGCCAUGCGUCGACGGGCGUCUCGCCCAAGUGGCCCGAAGGCGACGUCGGUGGCAACAAGUACAAGUUCGUCUCUACGUGCGACGGUGCGAACAACCUCCAUGCGUACUGGGACUCGGUCGCGGGCAAAUAUGGCUCGAUCAACUGGCACCCCAACAUGACGGCCGACUCGCCCAACCGCCAGACGAUCAACGAGAUUGCUCGCAACCUCACGGCCGCGUUCAACGGCACGACGGACGUGGCCAACUUUGGCCAGUACGCCAACCUUCCGUUCACCGAGUUUGCCAAGGCCUUUGCGGGCCCGGCCCUCAACAGCGUCAUGGCCACGUCGUACGACCUCGCGCGCUUCGUCACGUACAAGGGCAUCGACCUGACGCUCGACGCCAAGGACAAGAUCGCGUGCCCCAACGAGGCCUACAAGAAGGCGACCAUUGACACGCUCGAACGCCAGGCCUAUGUCGGUGGCGCGCGCCUCGCGGUCGUGCUCAGCCAAAUCGCGCGCCAGAUCAAGGCCUUGGGCCUGGUCACGCCCGGCGCGUGCUAAGCUAGACAAGCCUUGUCUACUGCAUUGCACCGUAUAGGACUAUAAUACAUGGGCGUAUCUAUAUGUUCGAUGGGAC